GUGUAUAUACUAGAUUGGGUGUAGAUGUAGGAGCUACUAUGGGUUGGGUGCUUAUUGCUAUGGGGUGGCUUUCUGUUUUGGAUUGUGAGUUGUUGUCAGUUCAGUCUGUUUCUGGGGCAAGUGCAAAGCUUUGA
Messenger RNA from Dentiscutata heterogama, 134 nucleotides. Lineage: Eukaryota; Fungi; Glomeromycota; Glomeromycetes; Diversisporales; Gigasporaceae. The record is from the annotation of a GenBank genome assembly.